This is a messenger RNA of Peniophora sp. CBMAI 1063, 1098 nucleotides long. Lineage: Eukaryota; Fungi; Basidiomycota; Agaricomycetes; Russulales; Peniophoraceae. The record is from the annotation of a GenBank genome assembly.
AUGCGGUAUACGGCAUGCAUCGGCACCAUACUAUUACUCUUCUCUACUUGGAUCCGCUACGCGGGCACAGCGCGCUCUUUAUCUCCCAGUGGCUCGUAUGCACUGGUCAUCAUAGGACAGUUCAUCGGCGGGUUCGGGCAGCCGUUCUUUCAGGUCAUCUCGCCCAAGUACUCUGAGCUUUGGUUCGACGUCAAGUCGCGCACGACGGCCACGAUGAUCAUCACUCUCGCAAACCCCAUCGGCGGCGCUAUCGGUUCACUCAUAGCGCCCAAGUUCACGGAUGUUCGUCACGGCAUCUUGAUCUUGGCCGUCAUCUCAACCUGCGUCGUCCCACUCUCCAUCUUCAUUCUCGAUAAACCUCCAACACCACCCACAUUCUCUGGCGCCAAAAGGUCCCCUGGACUCCGCGCGCUCGUCAAGGCACUCGCAGGAAAGGAGGUUCAUCACGACUCGCACAUGCUGAUCCGCGAGCGACUUGACUUCGCCAUUGUGGUCUGGAUGUUCGCUACGUUCUCUGCUGCGACUGAAGGAUACACGAAGUCCUCGUCGCACUGGCUGAAACCAUACGGCUACACGAGCGGACAAUCCGGUCUCUUCGGUGCCGUCCUUCUGAUCGCGGGUAUCGUCGCGGCUGUCAGCACGGCUCCUCUCCUCGACCGCGUCCUGACGCACCACAUCGCGCUCGCCAUCCGUAUACUCUGUCCCAUCAUCGGUCUGGCUUGGUUGAGCCUCAUCUGGGCCGUCCGCGAGAACGACGCCCCCGCGCUCUUCGCCAUCUUUGCUAUCAUCGGCGCAUGUUCAAUCUCGCUAUUGCCCAUCGCCGUCGAGCUCGGAGUUGAGCUGACGCGAAACCCAGCCGGCUCAUCGGCGAUCAUCAGGUUCGCAGCAAACCUGCUGAGCAUCGUCUUCAUCCAGUCGGAGGGCGCAUUGGUUGCUCCCGCCACCGCAAGCCCACCGUUGAAUAUGCACCAAGCGAUCAUAUUCGGCGGUGUAUGGGCUUUCAGCUCAUCGUUCCUCGUCUUCUUUCUCAACGGGCGGCAAGCGCGACGCGAGCGCGACGUCGCGAUGGCACGGGCAGAGGAUGAUCAAGCGUCGUGA